AUGGAAGCUCUUCCUGAGCUUCGAGUGCUCGUCUUGAAGUCUAACAAGUUUGAUGGUAACAUGUCGCUGCCUUCACGAAGUAACCUUCCAUUUCAAAAGUUGCAAGUUUUAGAUAUAUCUGACAAUGAAUUUGUGGGGUCUCUCCCUCAAACAUAUUUCAAGAACUUUAGAGCAAUGAUGGAUGUGAAGGAAAAUAAGACAGAUCUAAUUACAAGUAGUGAUGAUUUCGAUUUUCUAAGGUAUGUGGAGAUGAGAAUCACCUUGAAAGGUUUGGAUCUGUUAUUGAAGAGACUGUUGAAAACCUUUACAACCAUUGACUUAUCCUCCAACAAUUUCUCUGGUAGUAUUCCAGAUUCCAUAGGUAAUCUUAAUUCUUUGAGAUACUUGAAUUUGUCACACAAUAAUCUCAUGGGACACAUACCUGCAUCUCUUGGAAAUAUAAAUGUGCUUGAAUCAUUGGAUUUAUCAUGGAACAAAUUGGACGGCGGAAUUCCAAGUGUAUUGACGAGGUUGACAUUUCUUGCGGACUUAAACCUUUCGAUGAAUGAUCUUGUGGGGCAAAUACCACAAUCUACUCAGUUUUCCACAUUUGAGAAUGAUUCAUACGUGGGAAACUUGAGAUUGUGUGGAUUUCCGUUGACGAGAAAAUGCAACGAGGAGGAUGGGCAGCGGAUGCAGCCAGAAGAACAAGAUGACGAAGAUGAUGAGUAUGGAUUUAUAGAUGGAUUUGGAUGGAGAAGUGUGGUGAUGGGAUAUGGAAGCGGAAUCAUAGUUGGAAUUGGAAUUGGUUGUUGGAUUAUUCGAUUUGGAAGGCCAAGAUGGUUGGUGGAAUUCUUUUUUGGUGUUGGAUAUACAUACAAGAAGAACAAGAAGAAGAAGAAGAAGACAAGGAAGAGAGCAACUCCAACACAGAGGAGAAGUUGA
Molecule: messenger RNA, 924 nt
Organism: Salvia miltiorrhiza (redroot sage)
Lineage: Eukaryota; Viridiplantae; Streptophyta; Magnoliopsida; Lamiales; Lamiaceae
Product: receptor-like protein 19
Exons: 1
Coding region: 1-924 (307 amino acids)
Molecular function (GO): protein binding
Source: RefSeq, a predicted model, not a curated record